This is a messenger RNA of Prunus armeniaca (apricot), 453 nucleotides long. NCBI's taxonomy places the organism in Eukaryota, Viridiplantae, Streptophyta, Magnoliopsida, Rosales, Rosaceae. The record is from the annotation of a GenBank genome assembly.
AUGCCUGGAGCGACUCUGCUCACCCAACAACUCAACAACUUCAUCCGCUCCUUGCGGGAGCAGGGAAUACUGGACUUCCACUUUGAAGAACUGAAAGAGUUAGAAAGCGAUACUCCUUGCUUAGUUGUGGAAGCAAUAACCAUGUUCCUUCGCGACGCUGACUUUUCUAUAGCAGAACUUCUAAGAAUUCUGGGUGCACCUCUUAUCAACUACACUAGAGUGACAGAAAUUGCCUUCCAGCUCAAAGGAAGUAGCUCAAGUGUUGGUGGUUGCCGGAUGGCCCAAGCCUGUUGUGAGCUUCGAGAUGCAAGUGAAGCAUAUUCCAAAGAAAGGUCCCUUUCAGGCUUUGACAGGGUCAGACGUGAGUAUCUUGUCUUGCGGGAGAAUCUGAAUCAAAUUCUUCAGAUGGAACAUGCAAUUAACGUGUUUGAGCCCAGAAGGAGCCGUCAGUAG